Phascolarctos cinereus (koala) is the source of this 1956-nucleotide messenger RNA. RefSeq names its product LY6/PLAUR domain containing 6B (gene LYPD6B). The record is from RefSeq and is a predicted model, not a curated record. Gene Ontology annotation, molecular function: acetylcholine receptor regulator activity. Lineage: Eukaryota; Metazoa; Chordata; Mammalia; Diprotodontia; Phascolarctidae.
GCCUGGCCCGCCCCGCUCCGCUCUGCAGCCCAGACAGCGUCCUGUCCCGGGGCGCGCUGGGGAGCCCUGAGAGCUUGCGGAGAGCGGCCAGGAGGGGGACCGAGGAGCCGCUGCGAGGGGCGCAGAGACCCUCUUGGAAUUAUUGAAUCUACAAACCAUUUCCCUGACACUUAAUUAGUUACAUCGCCUUUGGAGAACAAUAUCUACAGAGAGGGGUGAAUGGAAAGACUAAUGUAUGACCAAAUGCCCUUCGUCUGGUAUCUCCAUAAGGAAUGUUGGCUGCUUAAUUUGUGCUUGUGAAUUCUUCAACAUCCUCUGCUGAAAGGCCUUCCAGAAGCACAAGUAUUUGCCAUCUUGUAAAGCUAUAUUAUCUGUCUGUACUUUAGACCAACUGGACAGAAAGGAGAUAGAAGAGGAGUUUGGGAAACAGAUCACAAACCUGGUUCAGAGAUCACACUCUUGGAAGCUGCUUCUUGUGUCCGUCUUCUGGUUCUGCUGUCUUCUGCUAGCUCUUCUCAUCUACACAGAUGUAUUUCCAUCUUUCCAGUUUUGGAUGCUGGGGAUACAGGGGCAAGCUAAAGGAGGGACAAAGACCCUGCUUCUAAGAGACUUACAUUUUAAUAUCUAAGAUACAGAUAGAAUGAAUAAAAACCGACACAGCUUCUGGCUGGAUGGAAAGAAGGCUGAUGAGAGCAGUGACCAGGUGUAAAGAAAAGGAGGUUUAUGAAGCUGGGACUUUUCAGUGCAUCAAGGCAACAUGUUGCCCCUCGGUCCUGGAUUAGCUGUAGCUUGUCUUCAGAUCUUCAUCUUCUCUGAAAACUGGGCUUUGGCCAAGAACAUCAACUUCUACAGUGUGAGACCCCCUCUUGAUCCCACACCGUUUCCAAACAGCUUCAAAUGUUUUACCUGUGAAAAUGCCGGGGAUAAUUAUAACUGUAACAGAUGGGCAGAAGAUAAAUGGUGUCCACAAAAUACACAGUACUGUUUAACAGUUCAUCACUUCACCAGCCGUGGAAGGAGUACAUCUGUCACCAAAAAAUGUGCUUCAAAGAGUGAAUGUCAUUUUGUUGGCUGUCACCACCACCGAGAUGGAGGACAAACAGCAGCCUCUCCAGUUCUUUCAACUGAUCUGCUCUGUGAAUUAUCUCAGGAUGUCGAGAAGGGGCUUCUGGGGCAGGAAUGCAGAUCAUGCUGUGAAGGGAUGAUUUGCAAUGUGGAAGUCCCCACGAAUCACACAAAUGCAGUAUUUGCCAUAAUACAGGCUCGGCGGUCCUCAGGCACCGUCCCUUGGACAUUCAGUUUACCAGUGCUCGCUUGUGUUUUCACAGUUCAAUUGCUAUGAUGCCAUUGUUGCCAAGAGAAUCAGAGACAGUCAGUCCCUCCAAGCUCAAGCUUGAAACUGUGAGCAAUAAACUUUCUGGUUGGAGUGAACUUUGCACAUCAUGAAGAAUUCGAUAAGCACAUGUUAGACCACAACACAGAGGUGUGUGGUGUAUGGAGCCAAGUGUUUGCUAAGCUAAAGUGCCCCAUGAACGGGCCUGCAGUAUUGAGAAGCCAGGAUGGAGGCAAGGAUGGAGAACCCAGAGGCAAGACUUGGAGGGGAAUAAUCUAGCAUUUUCCUUACCACUGCUGGCUUCCUUGUUCAGUACUGAAGAAUUCUAAUGGGUUCCUUUAGUAUUUUUAAAUUGUAAUAGGAGCAGAGGCAGAAGAAAAAACCUUACCAAGAAGACCAUCUGUUCUUCCUUCACCACAAGGAGGUUGCUGAGUCACACCCUCUCAACCAUUCUGACUUGCUAAAAAUUCAAUUCGUAAAAGUAUUCCAUUUCCUCAGUGAUGUUCUCAUCAAAGGGGAACAGCAAAGAAAAAGAAAUUCAGCUUUAAGAAAGUGUUCCAGUUUAACCAUUCUGAAGUCUGGCCACUAAAUGUGGGAAAAAAUAAAAGCUUUUAAAUUAUGGA